Messenger RNA from Tachyglossus aculeatus (Australian echidna), 3796 nucleotides. RefSeq names its product SAFB like transcription modulator (gene SLTM). Gene Ontology annotation, cellular component: nucleus. NCBI's taxonomy places the organism in Eukaryota, Metazoa, Chordata, Mammalia, Monotremata, Tachyglossidae. Gene Ontology annotation, molecular function: sequence-specific DNA binding; RNA binding. Bases 1 to 3171 code for a protein of 1056 amino acids. Gene Ontology annotation, biological process: regulation of mRNA processing; regulation of transcription by RNA polymerase II. The record is from RefSeq and is a predicted model, not a curated record. The transcript has 21 exons.
AUGGCCGCCGCCGCCGCCGCCUGGGCGCCCGCCGGCGCGGGGCCCACGGAGAGCAAGAAGAUCACCGACCUCAGGGUCAUCGACCUCAAGUCCGAGCUGAAGCGGCGCAACCUGGACAUCACCGGGGUGAAGAACGUGCUCAUCUCCCGCCUCAAGCAGGCUAUUGAAGAGGAAGGAGGCGAUCCAGAGAAUAUUGAAAUAACUGUUUCAGCAGACGCAUCCAACAAGAAACCCACCAAAGGCAAAGGCAAAAAGCAGGAAGCAGAUGAGUUAAGUGGAGAUGCUUCAGUGGAAGAUGAUUCCUUUGUCAAGGAAUGUGAACUGGAAACUCAAGAUGCAAGCGAUCAAGAUGGGAAUGAUGAACUGAAGGACUCUGAAGAAUCUGGUGAAAAUGAAGAAGAUAAUUUGAGUUCUAAGGAGUUGUCACAUACCGAACAGCGGAAGACUGAUCUUGAGUCAAAACCAGCAGAAGGAGUAGAAGAUGCAGAGAAAGAGGACCUGGAAAAUCAGGAGAAUGAAGCUCAAGAAGCAGAAGAUGAUGUCUUUCUAAUCGUCCACAAUGGUGAAGAGGAAGAGAAUGAGAAAGAUAUAGCAGGUUCUGGUGAUGGUACACAAGAAGUAUCUAAACCUCUUCCUUCAGAAGAGAACCUAGCUGAGGCUGAUCAGACAGCUCACGAAGAGAUGGAAGCUAACUCGUCUGUGAAAGAAGCUGAGGACGACAACAUUUCGGUCACAAUCCAGGCUGAAGAUGCCAUCACACUGGAUUUUGAUGGUGAUGACCUCCUCGAAACAGGUAAAAAUGUGAAAAUUACAGAUUCGGAAGCAAGUAAGCCAAAAGAUGGGCAGGAUGCCACCCCCCAGAGCCCGGAGAAGGAAAUCAAGGAUUAUGAGACGAAUGAGAACCAUAAAGAUGGUAAGAAGGAAGACGGCGUGAAGGGCGACCCCGUCAAGAAGGAAGCCAGAGAAAGCUCAAAGAAAGCAGAAUCUGGAGACAAAGAAAAGGAUACUUUGAAGAAAGGGCCCUCCUCUACAGGGGCUUCUGGGCAAGCAAAGAGCUCUUCGAAGGACUCUAAAGAAAGCAAGACCGCAUCUAAGGAUGACAAAGGAAGCGCAGGCAGCACCGGGGGUGGCAGCGGCAGCUCGACGCGAAACCUCUGGGUCAGCGGACUUUCCUCCAACACCAAAGCGGCCGACUUGAAGAACCUCUUCGGGAAAUACGGAAAGGUUCUCAGUGCCAAGGUGGUUACCAACGCCCGGAGCCCCGGCGCCAAGUGUUACGGCAUCGUCACCAUGUCCUCCAGCACAGAGGUCGCCAGGUGCAUCGCCCAUCUUCAUCGCACAGAGCUGCACGGACAGCAGAUCUCAGUCGAAAAAGUCAAAGGCGAUCCCUCCAAGAAGGAGUUGAAGAAAGAAAGCGAUGAGAAGUCAGGCUCGGGCAGAAGUUCUGGAGACAAAAAGAAUGCCGCAAAUGAUAAAGCGAACAAGACCCAAGCAUCUGUCAAAAAAGAAGAAAAAAAAUCAGAAAAGUCAGAGAAGAAAGAAAACAAAGAUGCCAAGAAAAUCGAAGGCAAAGACGAGAAGAGUGACAAUGGAUCGAGCGGCCCCAGUCAAGAGAUGGUGAAAAAAAGCGAAGAGAAAAAGCGAGCAAAUGCAAAGAGCCCAGGACAGAUGGUGGUACUAGAUCAGACUAAAGGCGAUCAUCCGAGGACCCUGAGAAGGGGGCGAUUUGACAAAGCCCAGAUGAUAAGGAACAAGGAGCGGGCUAGCCAAGAUAAAAAAAAGGAAAAGGACAGAGACUACCGAACCCGGAAGGACAUCCUCCCUUUUGAGAAAAUGAAGGAACAGAGGAUGCGGGAGCACCUGGUGCGUCUGGAUAGAAUCCGGCGGGCGGUGGAACUGCGCAGACGAAGAGAGAUGGUGGAGAGAGAGCAGCGGGAGCGGGAGCGGGAACGCAUCCGAUUGAUGCGAGAGCGGGAAGAACGGGAACGCUUGCAGCGGGAGAGAGAGCGCUUGGAGAUUGAAAGGCAAAAACUGGAGAGAGAGAGGAUGGAACGGGAACGUUUGGAAAGGGAGCGCAUUCGGAUCGAACAGGAACGUCGGAAGGAAGCCGAGCGCAUCGCCCGGGAGCGGGAAGAGCUCCGAAGGCAGCAGCAGCAGCUCCGCUACGAACAGGAGAAAAGGAACUCUCUGAAGCGACCACGUGACGUGGACCACAGGCGAGAUGACCCUUAUUGGAGCGAGAACAAGAAGAUGUCUCUGGACACGGACGCCCGGUUUAGCCACGGGUCCGAGUACAGCCGCCAGCAGAACAGGUUCAAUGACUUUGACCACAGGGAGAGGGGCCGUUAUCCCGACAGUUCGUCAGUUCAGUCGUCAUCGUUUGAAAGGCGGGAGCGCUUCGUCGGUCAAGGGGACGGGAAGAAGGCCCGGCCGACGGCGCGCAGAGAAGACCCGGCCUUCGACAGGUACCCCAAAGGUUUUGCCGACUCCAGAAGAAACGAGCCCCCGCCGCCAAGAAACGAGCUCCGGGACCCCGACCGGCGAGAGGUCCGAGGAGACCGAGACGAGAGGAGGACGGUGAUCCUCCACGACCGGCCGGACCUCCCUCACGGCCGGCACCCCAGGGAGGCGGGGCCCAAUCCCCCCCGGCAGGCCAGCUGGAAGAGCGACGGUGCCCUGAGCACCGAGAAGCGUGACGCGAGGGGCGAGAGGCCGGAGAGGUCGGGCAGAGAAGUGUCCGGACACACCGUGAGAGGCAUGCCCCCCGGCGGCCGGAGCAGCGCCUCGGGGUACGGAGGCCGAGAGGGGGACCGGGGCGUCAUGGGAGAGAGGGACCGAGGCGUGCUGGGCGACAGAGGCAGCGGCGGACAGCAUUAUUCCGAAGACCGGCACGUGGUCGAGCGCCACGGCCGGGAACCGAGCGGCCCUCGGAAGGAGUGGCACGGCCCCGGUUCCCAAGGCAGUGGGUAUCACGACACCAGGAGGAUGGGAGACGGCCGGGGAGGCGGCAGCGGCGGCGGCGGCGGCGGCGGCGGCGGCGGCAUCAUGUCCCAGCACACCAGUAACUCGUCACCAAUUAAUAGAAUCGUUCAGAUCACGGGCAACUCCAUGCCGCGGGGCAGCGGCUCUGGAUUUAAGCCAUUUAAGGGCGGACCGCCACGGCGAUUCUGAGCAGAGCAGCGCUGCCCGACCCCCGGGCUUCAAGAUAAUUUAUUGACAUCAAUUGUAAACUUCUACCUGACGCGCAACCAAGGAGGACAACCGAUUUGGCUUGGGGGAAUCCAGCCCAGCUCCCGUUUCCUUUCUGUCGUUUCACUCAUUUUAAUGUGAUUCCUUUUCCUCUCAUUUUUCGCGGAGGAGGCCUUUUAUAGUUCUCUGGUCAUUUCGGAGCGUUUUGUGGAUCCUGGAACCUUUUUUUUUUUUUUUUUUAAAUCCCCCUCACCCCUGCAGCACUAGAGCCCCGUUUGAAAACGGCUGACACUACUGGAAACGAAAGAAUCGGUUUCGAACACCGGGUGGGUAGUUCUGCAGCCGUGGAAGAGUAGUUUUAAUUUACCAGCCUUAGCUCUGAGGGGUCGGGCCUGAGCAUCAUCAGCCCCUCCACCCAAGCACACACUGAGGGACCUCCGUUUGGUAGGUCGGACAAGCUGGGACAUCUCCGCUGCCUAAUUUGUAGAGCCCAAGAUUGUUCUUUGCAUUUCUGAGUAUUAUGUAACCUAUUUUUGCAGAAGGUACUGUUACAUUAAGUGCAUCUCCGUGUAUUCUGGCAAAAAAAAAAAUCAAAAAAACCCCACCC